Molecule: messenger RNA, 650 nt
Organism: Mercurialis annua (annual mercury)
Lineage: Eukaryota; Viridiplantae; Streptophyta; Magnoliopsida; Malpighiales; Euphorbiaceae
Exons: 5
Coding region: 1-555 (184 amino acids)
Source: RefSeq, a predicted model, not a curated record
AUGUAUUGUUGUCUGCAGGCUUUCCCUGAAAAAUGGCCGUUGUCGUCUGUUUACACCGCGUCUACCGUAUUCAUAUCUCAUAUUUAUUGCGGUUCUGCUCUUCAACAAACUGAGGAGCUCGGUCGAGAGCCCACUUUAGCUGAGUUGCAUGUACGGUUGCACCUGACCAAGGCUGAUCGGACUGUCUUCGUUGACAAGAGAUCAAAGGAUAAAAACGACCGUUUCCAGGCAGAGCUUGCUGCAGCGACCCAGUCUCAGGCGGCUGGAGAAGGGAGUUCGUCGACUCCAGAGCCGAUCGACGAGAACGAGCUGUUUUUGUCUCUCGAGGCAAUCAAGAAGCAACGAGUCUACGGUAUUGGUUCGGCUUCAGCAUCCUACAUCGGCCAGAGCAGCCGAUUGCGCCCGGCGGAUCAUCCCAGUCACAGCAGCAGGCGGUCGUUAGUGAGGAGAUCGAGCAGCGCAUUGCUAGAGAGGUUGAGGAGCGACUCGAGCAGCGGAUGCGUACUGUGGAGGCGGGUUUCGACGAGCGGAUCCGUACUGAGCUUGCGCGACUGAUGACUACACUCCCACCGGAGUUACGACCGCAGUUUCCCCCACCUCCACCUCCACCGGCUGACGACACUACUAGUUUGGGGUAGUAUAGUAUUUAG